ACCCUACGGCGCUAGGACCACGGACCGGACUGUGCCACAGGAGCCUUGCAGACAGACGCUGGGAGGUGUAGUGGGAGAAAGGCAACACAAGCGGAGUAGAUGCGAACACUUUUUUCAGGUUAUUAACGGACUUAUCAUCAAGACAAAUCACCGACAGAGCACCUUAAAAUGGAACGGACACACUGUUGAAAACCUUUUCAGGUUCCUGGUGGGAAGGCACCUCCACGCUCCAAGGACAGGCCUCCAGUUCCUGUCCAGGCAGAGAGAGGGACGGCGGGGGCACAGGUGUGAGGCUCUCCCUGACAGAGCCCUGGAGACCCCUCACCAUCCUCCAGCAUGGCUGAUGUGGCGAUCGUGAAGGAGGGAUGGCUGCAUAAAAGGGGAGAGUACAUUAAGACCUGGAGGCCGAGGUACUUUCUACUGAAGAGUGACGGUACGUUCAGCGGCUACAAGGAGCGGCCGCAGGAUGUGGUUGCCCUGGAAACCCCCUUAAACAACUUCUCCGUUGCACAGUGUCAGCUGAUGAAGAUGGAGAGACCUAGACCCAACACAUUCAUCAUGCGCUGUAUGCAGUGGACCACGGUCAUCGAGCGAACCUUCCACGUGGAGAGCCCUGAGGAGAGGGAGGAAUGGACCAAAGUCAUCCAGACGGUGGCUGACAGCCUCCACAAGGGGGAUGACAUGAUGGACUCGUCCCCAGACCCCAUGGACAUGGAGGUGUACCUGACCAAACCCAGACUCAAAGUGGUAGGCUGCCCUGCCUCAUCCUGCCUCCAAUCACCCCUCCACAUCCAGCCUCACCCGUAUCUGUGUGUGUGUGUGUGUGUGUGUGUACAGCGUCUCAGUCAUGAUGUGUUGUCUCUGCAGGGUCUGAAGUACUCCUUCCAGACCCCAGACCGGCUGUGCUUCGUCAUGGAGUACGCUAAUGGGGGAGAGCUGUUCUUCCACCUGUCCCGGGACAGGGUGUUCUCAGAGGAGCGGGCUCGGUUCUACGGAGCAGAGAUUGUGUCGGCGCUGGACUACCUCCACGCUGAGAGGAACGUGGUCUACAGAGAUUUGAAGCUGGAGAACCUGAUGCUGGACAAAGACGGACAUGUGAAGAUCACAGACUUCGGUCUGUGUAAGGAGGGCAUCAAGGACGGAGCCACCAUGAAGACCUUCUGUGGGACCCCCGAGUACCUGGCCCCCGAGGUGCUGGAGGACAACGACUACGGCCGGGCGGUGGACUGGUGGGGCCUGGGCGUGGUCAUGUAUGAGAUGAUGUGCGGCCGGCUGCCCUUCUACAACCAGGACCACAAGAAGCUGUUUGAGUUGAUCCUCAUGGAGGAGAUCCGCUUCCCGAGCACCCUGCGGGCACAGGGCCGCUGCCUGCUGUCUGGCCUGUUGAGGAAGGACCCCUCACAGAGGUUAGGUGGUGGGCCGGACGAUGCUAAGGAGAUCAUGCAGCACAGCUUCUUUGCUGGGAUUGAAUGGCAGGAUGUGUAUGAGAAGAAGCUGGUCCCGCCUUUCAAGCCACAGGUUACCUCGGAAACAGACACUCGGUAUUUCGACGAGGAGUUCACAGCACAGACGAUCACCAUCACACCACCUGGACAAGAUGACAGCAUGGAGUCAUUCGACAGCGAACAGAGACCUCAUUUCCCACACUUCUCCUACUCAGCCAGUGGAACAGCCUAAUCUGCUUCCUCACCCUCCCUCCCCCCCAGCUCCCUCCCCACCAGCCUCACCCCACCAGCCUCCCUCUCCUCAGAACACUCUACCAACCAGCCAGACCAUUGGUUGUUUUAUGUGGCCUGUGUGACCAUGGGUGAUCAUGUUAAACUGUAGUAGCAGCCAGUGAUAUUCAGACCUCCUUCUAUCCUAAAUGGUAGAACUGCCGUGGCGUUGGCAUGGUAACCAACGCUGACUGUUUACACUUCCUCAAACAUUGUGUAGCUUUUUUGUGCAGCCGUCAUACUGUACAUUGUGCAUUAUACAAGACAAUACUCAUUUCAGAGGAUAAUCACCUUUAGGAAUAGACAGACAUACUUUGGACCAGCUUGACCAAUGACUACGUUUCCAUGGUAAUCAGAGUUUAAAAUCUGAAUUCCACACAACUUAGUAUUUAAACUUCCUGUAAAACACUUUGGUUUUUGAAGGAAAUUGUUUUUUUCCACCUUUCUGUUGGAGAACACAACAGAUCCAUUAGGACCAAAGUUCCAUCCUUUGAAACAGAUGUUCUUGCUUCCACGCUCAAAGUUUCAUUGAACAAAAUAAAGAAUGCUGUAAAUAACUGCAGGUCUGAUCUCCAGUGCUGUCCUUGAACACAAAAGGUGUUUGUAACAUGCUGAAAGGGACAAGUGCAGCGAUGCUGCCGGAAUCAGACAAAUCAAUUCCUUUUCCAAAACAUUCUUGAUGUCAGAAAUGCCAAACAAAGAAUAUUGACUCUGGGGAGAUGUAAGGUGAUGGUGAAAGCUGACUUACAAUGUAUUUCAAUUGUAACUGUUUAUCUGUGGUCAGUGAAAGAUGAAUUUCCUGUUGUCUGUAUGAGAUCAGGCUGUAACAGUUGGCUUUCUGAAACGGAUUUCUUCCCUCAGAACCAGCCAUCAGGUACUCAAGCUUUCUACCGAAUCAGGGAAUCACCCCCCCCCCCCCCCAUAUCUCCCCUCUCUCUCCCCCCUCUCU
This is a messenger RNA of Osmerus eperlanus (European smelt), 2664 nucleotides long. It is a transcript of the gene akt1, whose product is annotated as v-akt murine thymoma viral oncogene homolog 1. The record is from RefSeq and is a predicted model, not a curated record. Gene Ontology annotation, biological process: protein phosphorylation. Bases 337 to 1677 code for a protein of 446 amino acids. Gene Ontology annotation, molecular function: ATP binding; protein serine/threonine kinase activity. The transcript has 12 exons. NCBI's taxonomy places the organism in Eukaryota, Metazoa, Chordata, Actinopteri, Osmeriformes, Osmeridae. Gene Ontology annotation, cellular component: nucleus; cytoplasm.